Messenger RNA from Amoebophrya sp. A25, 1265 nucleotides. The record is from the annotation of a GenBank genome assembly. NCBI's taxonomy places the organism in Eukaryota, Dinophyceae, Syndiniales, Amoebophryaceae.
UGACUACGUAUUUCCGUCAUGAGACCAGACUGGUUGAAAUAAGUACUCGGAGUCGCGUAUAAUGUCAUGUUGCAUAGGGAUAGAGGGUGAGCGUGAGGGAUUUAUUGAUAUAAUAUCUUCGUCAAUUUCACCACCUUUAAUAUGGCGCACUCAUAGUCACUGUCACGACUAACGAUAAAAAAUGAAUUUCCUUUCCGGUUUGUUUUCCUCCAACGAUUCGGCUUAUCCUCCUGGCCCCAGAGCAGAACCCGAUGUGCAGAUACCUGAGGGUGAUGCGGUACGAGGAGCCCGUCUUUUCAAGCUGAAGUGUGGUCAGUGUCAUACCCUACACGAGGAAGGGAUCAACAAGCAAGGUCCUUGUCUCUUCGGAGUGUUUGGGCGGAGAGCGGGACAAGUGCCCGAUUUCGAAUACACAGAUGCAAACAGGAGUAGCGAGAUAACGUGGUCAGAAAAGCACUUGUUUCAAUAGUAUGGCUGAAGCUGAAGGGUUAUAAACAAGAUGAAGAAGAACAAGAAUAGAAUCAAUAUUUACAACUUCUUGGACCGUUCCAUCUUCUAAUCUCCCGUCUACAAUCCACGGCGUUACAUUCCUGGCACGCGCAUGGCUUUCCUCGGCAUCAAGGACCAGCAAGAACGCGGUGAUUUGAUAGCCUUUAUACGUGAAAAUGGUGGACAUGCUGGAAAUGGGGAUAAAGCAGGUGCAAGCACUGUUGGAGCUGCAAGCACUUCUCCCGGAGGAAAUUCGUCAGCUUUGGCCUCAACUGCUCCAGUUUCGGUUGCAGAUGCGACAGCAGGACGAAAUUCAUCAGCCAUAUCAAAUCCGUCAAAUCCUAGCACUAGUUACUACAACGCUCCAAGAAGUAGUAGCCCUGCUCCAGUUCCGCCUAAUGCCGUAGCUACGCAUAAACCUCCUUCCAGUAUGGCUCAUACAGCUAGCACUUCUAAGCCUAAAGUCGGAGCCAUUCCAGAUACUAAUCCCGCUGCAGAUUGUGCAGGCGGCGGCGGUAGUGGAAAUCCAACGACCAUUGACUUUUAGGUUAUCAUGGUUUGUAACUGUAAGUAGACUCAGAAUUAAUAAUAUGGUCGUUUUGAUUUUCAUAAUGAAUUCUGUCAUGAUCAUUUUUUUUUCUGAGCAGGAGCAAGUGAGAAUCUUUGACGGAAAUCCGAACGCAUCAGGCGACUGUCUUGCAGCUUCUUUCAUUUUCUUGAAGCUUUGCCACUGUUGUUUGUGGGCGUCAAUGCAUUUUUCUCACGCCAUAAUCGAU